This is a messenger RNA of Eutrema salsugineum, 1121 nucleotides long. Its product is annotated as protein PYRICULARIA ORYZAE RESISTANCE 21. The coding region runs from base 127 to 882 and encodes 251 amino acids. Gene Ontology annotation, biological process: regulation of defense response to fungus. The transcript has 3 exons. Gene Ontology annotation, molecular function: metal ion binding. NCBI's taxonomy places the organism in Eukaryota, Viridiplantae, Streptophyta, Magnoliopsida, Brassicales, Brassicaceae. The record is from RefSeq and is a predicted model, not a curated record.
GGUUGAGUCAGGUUAGAGUCUGUGUUAUAAAAAGCUACACUUCUCACCACCACCAAUGUCUCUCUCUCCUUGAAGUAGACUCUAAGCCACCGUCAGAUCUCAGAUCUCAGAUCUCCGUUCCAAGCCAUGGCCGAGAAGGGCAAGGAAAAGGUAACUAUGAUGAAGUUGAAGGUGGAUCUUGAUUGCGCCAAGUGUUACAAGAAGGUCAAGAAAGUUCUUUGCAAAUUCCCUCAAAUAAGAGACCAAUUGUUCGAUGAAAAGUCCAACGUAGUCAUCAUCAAGGUGGUUUGCUGCAGCCCUGAGAAGAUUAUGGACAAACUCUGUUCCAAAGGCGGUGGCUCAAUCAAGACCAUCGAGAUCAUAGAGCCACCCAAGCCACCUCAGCCUCAGCCACAACCUCCACCUCAGCAAAAGCCCAAAGAUGCUCCUCAACCUCAGCAAAAGCCCAAAGAGCCUGAGAAGCCUAAGGAACCCGAGAAGCCUAAACAGGCUGAAAAGCCCAAAGAACUCGAGAAGCCUAAACAAGUUGAAAAGCCCAAGGAACCCGAGAAGCCUAAAGAACCGGAGAAGCCUAAACCAGCUCCAGCACCAGCUCCAGCUCCGGCUCCAGCCCCGAAGCAGCCGGGACCACCACCACAAAUGGUGCCGAUUAUGCCACAGGGUCAACCCGUAGCGAUGUGUUGUGGGCCUUACUACGAUGGUUUUGGAGGUGGGCCUGCGUUCAAUGGAUAUGGAAUGCCGCCGCCGCAGCCGUACGAGUGCUAUGGCCGACCAGUCUACGAUAGCUGGGGAGGUGGGCCACCACCUAGCUACCGACAAUGCCACCUCACCAGAUGCGAUUACUUCAGCGAAGAAAAUCCACAGAGUUGCUCCAUCAUGUGAUGACUCGUCUCUCCCACUUUCUCUCUUCUUUGAAAUCCCUGAUUUUUCUUCAAAUCUUUUUCUUUUAUACAAAUAAUCAAGAAGAUAUAUAGACAUGUUUACGUGUAAUUCUGUAAUAGGAGAAACAAAUAAGGAAGGAAGGAUCGUUGUAUUUUGUAUAUGGUAGCCAUUUCCAUUUGGUUGUCCAUUUUGAAGCUGUAACUGUAAACAUUAAAGGAAAAUUGUUUCAUUUUCUCAAA